AUGUGGGCCGCGGCAACCGACUGGAAUUCAAAGGACCUCGGAAUAUCAUUACAAUGGACAGUGAACCCUGCAGAAGCAGCUUUCGAGGAAGUAUAUGGCGGGCCGCAUGAUACAGCCGUGGCAGAAGCAUUUUUCCCCAACCAACAGCGACCCAGAAAAGUGCUGGUAUAUGAGAAGACUUUCACGCCAAUUGGUUUGGCCAGAAUGAGGAAUUCUUUCCAGCAUGAGCUGGGACAUAUCAUGGGCUUGCGACAUGAGCAUGCAAGUACAACAGUGGAACCAUCUCUAGUCAUCCUGGUAGGGGUGGAGAACCCCUUAUCGAUCAUGGGUUAUAAGUCUGAAAGGUCGAUUCUGCCCACGGACGUCUCUUGGACGAAAUACUUUUACACUUUGGCAAAUGGAACUACUCUUAGAAGUGAACAAAAUGUAUUUUCAUGGUUGAUUCAUGAUUACAGCCCAUGA
Molecule: messenger RNA, 462 nt
Organism: Exophiala aquamarina CBS 119918
Lineage: Eukaryota; Fungi; Ascomycota; Eurotiomycetes; Chaetothyriales; Herpotrichiellaceae
Exons: 1
Coding region: 1-462 (153 amino acids)
Molecular function (GO): metallopeptidase activity
Source: RefSeq, a predicted model, not a curated record